AUACGGCUUUGUCCCGAAUCGUGCACUGAGGUCUGACACAGCGAACUAAGUGGCUGAGGGACUUGAUCAAGGUGCAGCUGGACGUUUUCAUGUUUUAUGGUAUAUUUUGUUAUUGUAUAAAUGGGAUGCACUAUUGACGUGCUACAUUCUGUGUCUUCCAUGCACAAUUUUAUGGAUAAAAAUAUAUUGUGGGAAUCAAAAAGGACAAAUAUUGUUUAAACUUUUCCAACUCUCCACACAAAAUCUACUAAAAUCUUGCAAGAUCAAGCCUUAUUUGGAAACAUGAGUGUGAAUAAUUAAUUAUCACUCUCCCGUCAAUCAAAGUGAUCGAUAGCGCUUCCGGGCACAGACCUGGACAGUCGGGUUGUGUCCCAUUCCGUGCCUGAACGGUUUGAGGCACGACAUGGUGCACCUUCUGCGCAACUCCGGAAAUAAGGUCCCUCACCAUAUGGGAGGUGGGACUUACACAAAUUAGCUAGUUUUGUAAGCCCUGAUUGGGUCGUGAGAGAACCCGUGCUUACCUGAUUGGUUAGUUAGAGUUGCCAAUUGUUUACCCAAGUUAACUUGUACUUUGUGAGAGUCAUAAGUCUGUGCCAGUGGGACUUCAGUUUGACGUGUCAUCAAUCACUAGGCACACGGGUAAGCGUCACACCAGAUAAACAGCUUACUGUAUUGAGCAUGGCGUUAUUGCAAGAACAUCAUCUUCCCGAGCCGCCUCCCUACAUGGAGUACCAGGGAAUAUUGUUCCCAGCAAAUAUUGUUAAAGAGGAAAGCCUGGAAGCGAUGAAGACGUUUGAGAUACGUGACGAUGAUGUGGUGAUAGUGAGCCAUCCUAAAAGCGGUACCAACUGGAUGUUCGAAGUGGUGCAUAAGAUUCUUGGUGGAAAGAAGGAAAAGUCAACACCAACAUUAGCAGGACUUGAGUUUUGGAUCCAAGGAGAGAGAGAACCUGAUUACAUCCAGCUGCGUGAGACUCCAUCUCCUCGGCUGAUGUAUACUCAUCUCCAACCCAAAAUGGCACCUCCAGGAUUGGCAGCUCCAGUCAACAAGGUUAAAGCCAUUGUCGUCCUGCGAAACCCAAAAGAUAUCUGUGUGUCAUUCUACUACUUCAGCCAGAAAAGUGACCAUCUAAAGACCCCAGGAUCUUGGGAGCAGUAUUUUAAGGACUUCUUGGAUGGAAACAAGCUCUAUGGUGACUACUUUGAUCACGUGUUGGGCUGGUGGCAAAUGAAGGAUGACCCCCACUUCCUCUUUGUCAAGUACGAAGAUAUGAAAAAGGAUUUUCGCUCGUCAGUGAAGACUAUAGCAGCCUUCCUGGAGAAAGAACUGACCGAUGAACAUCUGGCCAGUGUCCUGAACAGCUGCAGCUUGGAGUCAAUGAGGAAGACAUUAGCAGAGUCUGAUACGCGAAGAAAGAACAUUGUCAGGAAUGGUACGGUCGGAGAUUGGAAGAACCACUUCUCGGCCGAGGAGAGCGCCAGGUUUGACCAGAAGUACCGUGAGCGGAUGGCGGGAACAGGGCUGGAGUUGGACUUUGAUCAGCGUAGUGGCCAAAAUAGCCUGUAACUUUACUUAGUCUUAGAACUAGGAUAUCUACUUCCAUAAAGCAAAGCAUUGCUCAAAUAUUUACAUAAUGCAUGUUUUAAUUGCGUUUCAUGGUAAUUCAAAAUGACGAACUAUGAGAUCUGAAAAUAUGUCGUUUGCUCAGUAUCACCAUUGUCUGAUAAAAAAACAUAAUCGCAUUUCGACUAUUGCAGGGAUUUAUCUAACAUAUUCGGAUUUUGACUGAAAUUUUGAAGAAAACUACACAGUUAAUGUUAUCAUUAAGAACUUUCUGCUGCUUAUCUCAUGUCUUUUAUGAUUAAAAUAUUAGUACCUCGAUAGUUACCAAACUACUCCAGUUGCGUAUGACCUUUGCCCUAAUGUAUUAUAACUGUGUCGGGUGUUUUCAUUUAGCACGUUGUAUCAUGAUUUAAAUGUUCAUAUUCUUAAUGAAGCCAGCAAUUUUGUAAAUCAUAAUCUUUUGUCGUCUUUUGUGUAUCCUUUAAAGAAAACCGUUUGCCUUGCAAUACGAAGCAUUCUGGUUGGGAAGCAAACAGAAAAUCACUGUCUAGUACUUUUUGUCUGACUUACAACCCCAACGACGAUUUUGAUUUGAAUACUAGUAUACGUUAUUCAUAUUGCACAACAUAACACACGUCUACGGUGCAAAGUGUACAUGUCUACAGAAUCAACAAGAGCUCGAAGACCUCAUACCUGUAUGAAAUAUUUAGAGACAUUGUAGCUUUAUUGUUUCAUUUUGUCUCUUUGAUUAUGUAGAUUAUGUACUUAGGCUGUAAGUAGCAUAUCAAAUUUCAUUGAUGAUGUCGUUUGGCAAAAGUCUAUGUCAACAUUCUGUCAUAAAUGAUGCAAAUUACUUGCAUCGUAGCGUAUACUUGCAAUAAAGUACGUUUCACAGGUACACAAUGCCCAACAUGUA
This is a messenger RNA of Branchiostoma floridae (Florida lancelet), 2479 nucleotides long. RefSeq names its product sulfotransferase 2B1-like. Gene Ontology annotation, cellular component: cytoplasm. Gene Ontology annotation, biological process: sulfation. The record is from RefSeq and is a predicted model, not a curated record. NCBI's taxonomy places the organism in Eukaryota, Metazoa, Chordata, Leptocardii, Amphioxiformes, Branchiostomatidae. Gene Ontology annotation, molecular function: sulfotransferase activity. Bases 679 to 1566 code for a protein of 295 amino acids. The transcript is spliced from 8 exons.